AAGAAGAUUAAUGCUCCGAAAUCUCAACCUCAGCCAUCUUACAUUGAAUUAGAAAUCACUGUGAACGACAAGGUGUCUGAAGGUUUACGGCAGAUGAUGUUGUUACCCACUAUACAUACCGAAUAUCGACAAUUCCUUGUCUUGCAUGAUAAAGAUCCCCCAGGCGUAGAAGAGAAACGGAGGCGCUUUCCUACGCAGCGUAUUAAGGAUCUCGUACGUACUCAAGAGACAGAUGGUACUUUUCUGACAUUUUCGGAGAUCGAACACGUUUCCUUUGAUGCAUUGAUAGUUACUGAUAAGGCCACAUUCGGCGAGUUGGCAACCCAGUCUGUGCAAUCACCGGCCGUUGCAGUCUCGUCAGCUAGGUACAUAACUGCACCCCAUGCCACAGCGGCGAAGACAGAGAAAUGGGUAGAUGAGGGAGGGAUUGGUCUAACAACGGCUGAAGCCGCCCCAGGGGUGGGUGGUGG
Acaulospora colombiana is the source of this 470-nucleotide messenger RNA. The record is from the annotation of a GenBank genome assembly. NCBI's taxonomy places the organism in Eukaryota, Fungi, Glomeromycota, Glomeromycetes, Diversisporales, Acaulosporaceae.